This is a messenger RNA of Asparagus officinalis (garden asparagus), 1209 nucleotides long. RefSeq names its product stem-specific protein TSJT1-like. The transcript is spliced from 4 exons. The record is from RefSeq and is a predicted model, not a curated record. NCBI's taxonomy places the organism in Eukaryota, Viridiplantae, Streptophyta, Magnoliopsida, Asparagales, Asparagaceae. Bases 123 to 893 code for a protein of 256 amino acids.
UCAACUCUUCUGCCAACUUCAUUUUAUUUCUCUCAGAAACAAAAUUUGCACAAAAUCUGAAUUGGCUUAUUAUUUCAUUUUAGAGAGAGAGAGAGAGAGAGAGAGAGAGAGAGAGAUUGAAGAUGUUGGCAAUAUUUCACAAGACGUUUGCGCGCCCCCCUCAGGAACUGAACAGUCCAGACUCAGGAGGGAUGAGGAGAUCAAAGAACCCUGAAGAGAUACUGAGGGAUUUUCAUUCAGUUCAUAGCGGCGACUCUUUCUCUGCUAAUUUCAGUGGUGGGGCUGUUCUUGCUUCUGUUGGUCACGAUGGGAAGACCGUCUCCCUUCCUCAGAGGUUAUUCUGUAGCUUCGAUGAGAUAUACUGCAUGUUUGUAGGAAACCUUAACAAUUUGAGCUCCCUCAUAAGGGAAUAUGGCCUCUGCAAGUCUACAAAUGAUGCUCUCCUUGUGAUCGAGGCUUAUCGCACUUUACGUGAUCGUGGGCCCUACCCUGCCGACCAAGUUGUCAAGGAUCUCAGCGGCCCCUUCGCGUUUGUCCUCUAUGACAACAAGGCCGGCAUCAUAUUCGCUGCAUUGAGUUCUGAUGGAGCAAUACCUUUGUAUUGGGGUAUUGCGGCGGAUGGAUCGGUGGUGAUUUCUGAUGAUAAGGAGGUUAUUAAGGGAGGCUGUGGCAAGUCUUUUGCCCCUUUCCCUGCUGGGUGUAUGUUCCAUAGUGAAGGGGGGCUGAGGAGCUUUGAGCACCCGAUGAACAAGUUAAAAGCAAUGCCAAGGGUUGACAGCGAGGGAGUUAUGUGCGGCGCCACAUUCAGGGUCGACAAGUAUACGAGGAUCAACAGCAUGCCGAGGGUCGGAAGCGCUGCAGACUGGACUGAAUGGGAUGAGUCCUGCCAGUAGAUGAUGUAUAUCAGCCUUUGCCAGCACUUUGCUUAUGCAAAUAAUCUUUCAGUUGGUUCAACAUGCAAUGCUUAACGGUUACUUUUGGGAUUCUGUGUUUUCUGUGUGAUAGCCGGACUGCUUCUUGAGUGAAUAACAUCAGAAUUGUUGUAUAUAUAACAGUGGUCGAGAUUUUGCCUUCAUCUCUACGAGUGUUUUGCCUCUUGUUGGUGUUUUCUUCCUUGUUUGUGGGUAAUAUGUUGUUUCCCUUUGCAAUCUAUGGUCCCUUGAAGGUGAAUUGUCUAAAUGCAGUUAUAUUUGUGAGCUGUUUUGGAAA